Micromonas pusilla CCMP1545 is the source of this 2299-nucleotide messenger RNA. Its product is annotated as luminal binding heat shock protein 70. Gene Ontology annotation, biological process: endoplasmic reticulum unfolded protein response. The transcript has 5 exons. Gene Ontology annotation, molecular function: ATP-dependent protein folding chaperone; ATP binding. Gene Ontology annotation, cellular component: membrane; nucleus; cytoplasm. The coding region runs from base 37 to 2016 and encodes 659 amino acids. NCBI's taxonomy places the organism in Eukaryota, Viridiplantae, Chlorophyta, Mamiellophyceae, Mamiellales, Mamiellaceae. The record is from RefSeq and is a predicted model, not a curated record.
GCCUUGCCAUUGUGACUCGGUAAACAUACAGACGCUAUGAUGCAUGCCGUCACUAGAUCGCUCCUUGUCAUCUUCCUCGCCACGCUCGUCGGCGCCGCUAACGGACAAGAAGCAACGGAACAGCUCGGAACAGUUAUCGGCAUCGAUCUGGGCACCACCUAUUCUUGCGUCGGUGUGUACGUAAACGGCAAAGUUGAAAUAAUUGCCAAUGACCAGGGGAAUCGCAUCACGCCUUCUUACGUCGCUUUCACUGACAGUGAACGCCUGAUUGGUGACGCUGCAAAAAAUCAAGCCACUGCCAAUCCAACACGCACUGUAUUCGAUGCGAAGCGGCUAAUCGGCCGAAAGUUUACAGAUAAGGAGGUUCAGCGUGAUGUCAAGAUGUUUCCCUUCAAAGUCGUGAACAAGGACAGCAAGCCUUGCAUUGAAGUCGACUUGAAGGAGGGCAAAAAAGUUUUUCAAGCUGAGGAAAUCUCAGCAAUGGUCCUCGUUAAGAUGAAAGAGACUGCUGAAGCAUACCUCGGGAAAGAAAUUAAGAACGCAGUAGUAACUGUACCAGCAUACUUCAACGAUGCGCAGCGUCAGGCGACAAAGGAUGCGGGCACCAUAUCUGGUAUGAAUGUCGCUCGAAUAAUCAAUGAGCCCACUGCUGCUGCAAUUGCGUAUGGUCUCGACAAGAAAGGAGAGAAGAACAUUCUCGUUUUCGAUCUAGGAGGGGGCACUUUUGACGUGUCCAUACUCACCAUUGACAACGGUGUGUUCGAAGUUGUCUCGACGAAUGGAGACACCCAUCUCGGCGGUGAGGAUUUCGAUCAGCGCAUAAUGGAAUAUUUCAUGAAACUUAUCAAGCGCAAGCAUGGCAAAGACGUUUCAGGGGAUGUGAAAGCCGUGCAAAAGCUCCGAAGAGAGGCUGAGCGUGCCAAGCGCUCGCUUUCCAACCAGCACCAGGUCCGCGUCGAAAUAGAGUCUCUCUACGAAGGUGUUGAUUUUUCUGAGCCCCUCACUCGUGCACGGUUUGAGGAGCUGAACAACGAUCUAUUUCGAAAAACUAUGGGUCCGGUCAAAAAAGCGAUGGAGGAUGCGGGAAUGAAAAAGUCACAAAUAGACGAGAUCGUCCUUGUUGGCGGCUCAACCCGCAUUCCGAAAGUGCAAGCUCUGUUGAAAGAAUACUUCGAUGGGAAAGAGCCGAAUAAAGGGGUCAACCCAGACGAGGCAGUUGCGUUCGGGGCUGCAGUCCAGGGCGGUAUUCUCUCAGGUGAAGGUGGAGAUGAAACCAAAGACAUACUUCUUCUCGACGUCGCCCCUCUUACGCAAGGAAUUGAGACAGUUGGUGGUGUCAUGACUAAGUUGAUUCCGCGGAAUACAGUGAUUCCCACCAAAAAGUCUCAGACUUUCACAACUUAUCAAGAUAAUCAGCAAACUGUCAUGAUUCAGGUAUUUGAAGGCGAACGAGCGAUGACUAAGGACAACCACUUGCUCGGAAAGUUCGAGCUAACUUCUAUUCCACCUGCACCCAGAGGUGUCCCGCAAAUCGAAGUUACUUUCGAGAUUGACGCGAAUGGGAUCUUGAAUGUCGGUGCUGAGGACAAGGGCACAGGAAAGUCUGAAAAAAUUACGAUUACUAAUGACAAGGGGAGACUCUCCCAAGAGGAAAUCGAGCGCAUGGUGGAAGAGGCAGAAGAAUUUGCUGAAGAAGAUCGCAAAAUCAAAGAAAGAGUGGACGCUCGCAACAGCCUCGAAACUUACGCCUACAACAUGAAGAACACGAUUGCUGACACGGAUAAACUUGCCGACAAGCUAGAUCAAGAUGAUAAAGUCACGAUCGAAGAGGCCGUGAGAGAAACUCUCGACUGGUUAGAUGAUAAUCAGAACGGUGAGAAAGAAGAGUACGAAGAAAAGCUCAAGGAAAUCGAAGGCAUCUGCAACCCUAUUGUUUCUAAAGUUUACCAGCAGGAUAGUGAUGUGGGCGACCCUGAGGAAGAUUCUGAUGAAUUCGAUGAGCACGACGAGCUGUGAAUAAAACAUUUUUUUAUUAACAUGAAAGCCCACAUGAAGAACAGUGAAAAAAACAGUGUUCAGUUGAAGCGGCUCACAACGCUGUUGUAGUCCUCGACUUGCGGUGUUGUUGUUCUGAAUAAAAGGAAGAACUCGUUCAAAUCCACUUUUAAUCAACGAAUAUUCUUCAUAAAGUGAAAAGCUAAACGGUUUCUGGAGUACUUUUCGUGCUGAACUGUGCAAAGAACAACUCAAAUGUGAAGAAUAGACCCUAGCUGAUGUGCAUGAGCCAGCCAAUUUGUUU